Molecule: messenger RNA, 954 nt
Organism: Hevea brasiliensis (rubber tree)
Lineage: Eukaryota; Viridiplantae; Streptophyta; Magnoliopsida; Malpighiales; Euphorbiaceae
Exons: 3
Coding region: 180-773 (197 amino acids)
Source: RefSeq, a predicted model, not a curated record
AUAUUUCUAUUCUUGUCCAUUUUUCCUAUUGUACUGUUACUUGCUCUGGCUGCUUUCUCUGUAUAAAGACACAUUAGUGAAAGAAAAUGCCAAGCUCAGGCUCAUUCUUGAGGUAGCUAAGUGGCAGAGAAGCUUGGAGAUCAACAUCCAGGAGGUCGGGUUGUAAUAACCAAAACAACAUGCAUAGCAUUGCUGAAGGCGGUUUUAACUGGGGUUGCGAGACGAGUAUUAAGGAAAUGGAGGGCCUUAACAUGUAUGAUGGUGACAAUGGUGGGUUGGGUAUGAAAAAGAGAGUGAUGGUGGUUGUGGAUCACAAUUCUCACUCCAGGCAUGCAAUGAUGUGGGCUUUCACUCAUGCGGCUAACAAUGGUGAUUUGCUUACUCUGCUUCACAUUAUCCCUCCUGUCCACAAGGGUAGUGAAAGGGCUUCUGGCUCUGAUUCUUUUUCUCCUUAUCUUACUAAUUCUCUUGGCUCUCUUUGCAAGGCUUGUAAACCUCAGGUGGAAGUAGAAGCACUGGUAGUCCAAGGGCCAAGGCUGGCCACAGUGAUGAACCAAGUGAAGAAGCUGGAUGUUUCUGUCCUAGUAGUAGGCCAGAAAAAACCCUCUCCCCUUAUCAAUUGCCUAUGUGGAACGAGCAGCAGUGAGGAGUUCGUGGAGCAGUGUAUCAACAAUGUAGAUUGCCUGACUGUUGGAGUAAGCAAGCAAAGCAAAAGUGUGGGUGGGUACCUUAUCAGCACCAGAUGGAAGAAGAACUUCUGGCUCUUGGCUUAGUUAAAAAUAACUUAAGUUAGAUUAUCUGACUCUCUGUAAAAUGUGAACUUGCUAAGUGCUAACUAGAUCGUCCUUUGUACCAAUGAAAUAUCAUGAGAAGCUCUCUCCUCUGAGUGUCAUAACCGAUUGUAACUAAGCAUUAUAAAUAUGGUUAAUGUGAAUGCAUUCUUGCAUUAGUUUA